AAGCAUUUCCUUUCCUUGUGGAUUAGUUUCGCUCACCCACCUGUUCACGGUGGAUAGAGAACAGAAUGGGAAAGCUUCAAGAAUUCGAAUUAACUUUUAAUAACAACAAAACAGUUUAUACUCCAGGUGAAUCUCUCACCGGAACUUUGAAAAUCUCAAUUGGGCAGCCGAUACAAUGUAAAGCAAUUAAAGUGAACUGCCAGGGCUUCUGUGGAGUGACCACCAAAUCAAAUGACACAGACUGGACAGAGGAGGAGCAGUACUUCAGCAGCUCUGUCUCAAUAGCAGAUAAAGGCACUCUGAAAGAAGGCGAGCACAGUUUUCCGUUCAAGUUUCUCUUGCCAGCUGCUGCACCAACAUCAUUUGAAGGGCCGUAUGGACGGAUUAUAUACAGAGUUCGGGCUUUCAUAGACACACCUCGUUUUGCAAAAGACUACAAGAUAGAGAAGCUCUUCUCUAUGAAUAACACAGUCAACCUGAAUGAAAUACCUGGUAUACAGGAACCUAACUCAUCUUCUAUAACCAAGAAUUUCUCAUACAUGCUUGUGAAGAACGGGACAGUGGUGCUGAAAGCUAAGAGCGACAUGCGAGGGUAUAUUGCUGGACAGAUCAUCAAAGUGUUCGCUGAGAUUGAAAACAAAUCUGAGAAGUCAACAGGCCAUGUGGUUGCCAGUCUAAUGCAGAAAGUUACAUAUAAUACCAAGAAGCCGACAUAUGAUUUGCGGACAGUAGCGGAGGUAGAAGGACCUGGAGUUAAGGGUGGACAAAAAUCUGAGUGGAAAGAGCAGAUAAUUGUACCUUCCCUCAAUCUGUCCACUCUGACUAAUGGAAACCUCAUCCAAAUCUGCUACUACAUUCAAGUCUAUUUGAAAUACCCAGAGGUGUCAUUAACUCUGCCCAUUUACAUUGGAAGUACUGCAGUGGACCUAACUCGGCCUUCCCGGGCGGUUCCACCCACGCCAACCCCACGUAACAACCCCACCUCUGCCUUUGACCCUGCCCCUGCCCCUUCUCCUGCUGCUGCUCCCACCCCUGCCCCCUCUCCUGCUGCUGCUCCCGUCGAAUCUGCCUCUUCCAGCCUUCCACCACGCCCAGCCCCAAAACCCGCACCCAAACCCAGGCCUCGUAGCACCUACGCAUCCCCCAGUGCACCUCCCGCUGAUCUGUACCCAGAACUCCCAGAUGUGGAUAGCUACAAUGGGGAAAUGCCAAAGAGAGCACAUCAUGAGUCUGGUUCCCAGGCUCCAGUGUCUCCUAAUGCAUUCAGCUACGCUCCUGGACUCAGCUUCAGACAGAGACAGAGCUCCAACGGCCCAUCAGCACCCCCUGUUGGCAUGUCCUCUUCAGCAAGCUUGCCUCCAAACUAUAGGAGUUCAGCAUAUCCGCUUGAGGCUCCACCUUCUUAUGAAGAUAGCUGCAAUAUAUAGGAUGUUUCCCAACCAUAUGAAGAAAGGAGAAAAACAUUGCAAAUAUUCAUAACGCUCCUGUGACUUUAUUAUAAAUGCAGACCUCAAGCGCUUUUGAACCAAAUGUUUAAAUAUACAAAUUCUGUGUUCUUAAGAGGUCUGUGCUCUCAACACUGUGAUAUUUAACCUAAGAGGUCAGAUGAUACAAUGCUUCAGAUGUGGUUUGUCAGCCAUUAUGCCAAACCAUUUGGAAAUGGACAGAAAUUAGUAAUGAUCUGUAGAUCUGCCUCAUGCGAAGAUAUUUAACACUUGUUUUCAGGAGUUUUAUCAUGGAAGAUUAUUAAGUUCUCUUUUUAUUAUUAGGCUAUUGCUUGUUUUGUACAUUUGUUUUGCAAUCACACAUCCCCAGGGUAAAUUUACUACCUUUUUUUUUUUUUUUUUUUUUUUUUUUUUUAAGUGUAUUCAGGCUUUGUUUUUUAUGUUCCUGAUAAGCUGAAGAAGAAUCCAGUUCAAUUAAAAUUGUAACUUUAUACUAUGUGUGGAUACACAUAUCCUCAAGUCAUUAUACAAGG
Molecule: messenger RNA, 1978 nt
Organism: Labeo rohita (rohu)
Lineage: Eukaryota; Metazoa; Chordata; Actinopteri; Cypriniformes; Cyprinidae
Gene: arrdc1a
Product: arrestin domain containing 1a
Exons: 8
Coding region: 66-1427 (453 amino acids)
Biological process (GO): protein transport
Cellular component (GO): cytoplasm
Molecular function (GO): ubiquitin protein ligase binding; ubiquitin-like ligase-substrate adaptor activity
Source: RefSeq, a predicted model, not a curated record